AUGGAUAAUAAUUACAGAGCAAACAUCGGCAAGUGGCUGCCGCUUCCGGGCAGUGUCCUGGAGCAAUGGUUCACAGAGUCCUCGUCUCUCGACGAGAGAAUGGGCAACCUCGCGGAAUGCAUAGCCUUAAUCAUCCAGGACAUUACAGACGUUCAGGCUUGUGAUCUGGAGGCUUGCAACGGCGUCGCAACCGACGUGGAAGAAGUGACGAACGGAUACAAAUCGAUUUAUUCGGUGGCUCUCAGCACGCAUCCGAUAUACAAGUACAAGAUGUGCUAUUUCCUAACGUCCAUGAAGCGGAAGUUAAACGUGUUGGCUAGGUUCAGCCGCAAUCUGAUCAACGAGAUCGUGGAUUGCAACAGCGAGGAACUGCUCAGAGUAAUUUUCAGAUUGGUGAACGUUUACAACGACAUCCUAGACAUGGACAUCGACGUCUCGGACCCUUCGACUAACGUCUUCCACAAUGAUAGUCCGCAGAUGCUCGAACCGUUGAAGAAGAUGUCUGUCACCCGGAUACUGCAGGUAUUGGCGAAGAACAGGGCGGAGGAAUCGUGUCACGAGCUGAUCGACUGUCUUCUGGCGAACUACGAGCCCCGCGAGGACAUGGAGCCCGCGUCGAAGGAGACCGGCGACGGCGACGUCUCGGAGAACUCGAGUAUCGAGAUCUACCGGGCACUCACGAGACACUUGACGCCGCCGAUCAAGAGCGCUUCGUCGAGAACCGAGGCGGAGAUGUCGAACGUCGAGAGCGUUCAGACUCUGGUCAAUAUUCAGAACGAACAGGUCCUCAGACUAUUGAAUGUCGCGCAAGAUGUUUCGCCGCGUUUGUUGGGCAACGACGCGCUGAAGACUGUCAAAGGCGAGACGAGGCUGAGGGGCAGCGCGAUGAGGAAGGUGAAGAAUUACUACCAGGAGGUCGCCUGGGGCGCUUUGUCGGGGAUUCUGGACCACGUGAUCCUCUGGUGGUCCCCGGAAGCGCUCGCUACUCAUCACAGUCACGGGGCGCAACACCUCAAGGACUGGCUUAGCCAGUUCGUUCGGCGGAAUCGCGUGCCGCAGACUGUGAGGCCGGCACUGCAGAAUCUCUGCGACGCCCUUGGCUACCAUGCUACCAUCACUGCUUGGGACCAACUGUUCCGACUCGCUUACACGUCUGCGUUCCAGUGUCAGUCCAGGGCUUCGUCGACCGAGGGAAGCGACACGGGUCAGAAAUUCGCGGAGUUGUUCCAGCUGCUAGUCAGGCUAAGCAACGAAUGCGAGGCUGGUGGCGAAUGGGUGAUCGGUGCCCCGUUGAUGGAGUUGCCCCUUUCUGAGCAGAUUGUCGUCCUCCAUCGAUUGGAUCACUCGGUGCACACGGCCAGACUCUGGAUCCUACUGGAAGCGAAAAUUAUAGCCCACACGUGGGAUCUGCACGUGUUCUUUCUUCUGGUUAAGGGAGACAUACCGAACUGCCUCGAAGAAUUAUCUUAUCUAAAACUCGCCGAUCAUACAAACGAACUGUCUACAGACUCCGUCAGCGUUCAGGUGUAUGUCUGUGGGAAGAUGAGGGCGAAAAUCGUGUCGGAAGUUAACGUCAACGUGAAUUUACUACAGAAGUGUUCCACAGAAUGCAUACACGUCCUCGCGAAGAUCUGUCGCGUGGUGAGUCUAGCAAAUCUACACAUGUGCUUCCCGCGGUCGAGUUACUGGAGGCGUGGGAGUAACGUGGCGCCAGUGGCAGCGAGUCUCUACGUGGAGACGUAUUUCGAAAAGGUGCUGCUUCCGGUGCUAGAGGUUAUCGAGGACCACGAGACGUCGAACAUGAUCCUCAGAAUAAUGUGCGAAGCGUGGCUGGAUUACAUAUACCUGCAUCGAAUUAAAUUCAGCGAGUACGGGGCGAUGCAGUUGCUCACGGACUUCGCGUACGUGUCGAAAUGGGUCACGGGCUGCUCGAUAAUUUCGCAGGAGGUGAGAAACCAUCUCCUGAAGAACGAAGUCCUGCGACGCUGCGAGGGGGUGGGCCGGUUGCUCUUGAGACAGCCCGGCGAGGCGAUCUCCAUGAGGAAACGAUUGGUUACCAGGACAAACGAGCGCGGCUCGCCGGAAUCGCCCGGAUUGGAACGCAUGCCGGCGGAAAUGUACGUGCCGAACCAGGAACAAUGGCUCGAGCUACGGGCACCGAAAAGAUACACGUUCUGCUGCACAGAUUGA
Messenger RNA from Nomia melanderi (Alkali bee), 2190 nucleotides. RefSeq names its product coiled-coil domain-containing protein 142. NCBI's taxonomy places the organism in Eukaryota, Metazoa, Arthropoda, Insecta, Hymenoptera, Halictidae. The record is from RefSeq and is a predicted model, not a curated record.